AUGACAGAUUCCAAUGAUCGCCUUGCAGUGGUCGUGCAGCAGAGUCCGAUGACUGCUGAGUACCAAACCCCUAAGAACCCUUCUUGCGUGGUCUGUGCGCGAAGAAAGGUCAGGUGUGAUCGCAACGAUCCUUGUUCUGCUUGUAUCAAACGCGGAAUUGAAUGUGUUUUCCCUACUCAUAUCCCUCCGCGUCGCCGCAAGAGGCAGCGCUCGGAGGAGGACCGCCGACACAGCGGCUUCUACCAGAGUCCUAUUAGACAAGACAAUGCUGCGUCAGCUCGUAUCCGCAACAUAGACCAUCCAGCAACCACACACAAUGCUUUCCCCAGUGCUUCAAGGGCUGAGCAAGGAAUGCUGCUCACAGGCGACGGGAAAUCCGUCUAUCUGGACAGGUUGAGCUACCUUGGAAUGAACAACGAUACACAAAUGGCUAACGGCGUCAGAGGCGAGCUUCCUCGGGCGGAGGAUGUGUUACGGGACAUGUCCGACAACGGUUCAAAUCAUUCUGUCCAGGAAGUGGAUGACGAAACCUCCUUAAUCUUAGGAGGAGCAGUGAAGAAAAGCCUGAGUGAACUUCAUCCCUCCCCGCUACACAUCUUCAAACUUUGGCAAACUUUCCUUGAGAAUGUCAAUCCCUUAAUCAAGAUACUGCACGGUCCAACCGUCCAGCAACAGCUUUUAGAAGCCACCGGCAGCUUAGAGACAGUCUCGAAGGAGUUUGAGGCAUUGAUGUUCUCUAUAUAUUGUAUUGCAUUGGUUUCUCUGAAGGCAGAUGAUGUACAAAAUACUUACGGAGAGAGCAAAGCUGUUUUACUCUCAAGAUCCCGGCGUGGAGCUCGUCUAGCUUUUACCAAGGCUGGCAUUCUACGUACGUCAAAACCCGUAGUUCUCCAGGCAUAUGUUUUGUACUUGCUAUCCCUGCGUGCGUCCUCUGACUCGCAGUCUAUUUGGUCCUUAUGUGGCGUUGCAAUGCGAAUGGCUCAGCGGAUUGGACUCCAUCGAGACGGAUCCGAGCUUGGAUUAACAAUUUUCGAAACUGAAAUGCGCCGCCGUCUUUGGCGACAGCUAUCAAUAUUAGAUGUCACUACGGCACAAAGUUCCGGUAUCACUUCGCAGUUCCCGUAUUUUUCUGUUGACGUGCUACCCCCAUCAAACAUAAAUGACAGUGAGCUUGAUCCACGCAUGACGGAUCCGCCUCGCGAACACCAUGGCGCGACCGAAAUGAUGUUUGUCCUUGCACGGAACGAAUAUGGUGAAUGGAUGAGGCGCUGGUCCAAGGCCGGUGGAGAGUCCCAUGGAGGCCGAGGCUUCUUGGCCUCUUCCUUGCUGUCUCCUGAAGCCAAAGAUGAAGCAAUAAAUGAGUUGAACCGCGCGUUUGAAACGAAAUUCCUGCAAUAUUGUGACAAAUCCAUUCCACUGCACUACAUGUCGGCUAGACUUAUGCAGACUGUUGUAUGCCAAAUGAGAUUCUCCGCACACCAUCCCCGCCAGUAUGUCGAGAAAGACCCUGUAUCACUAGCAGAGAGGGAUUUCGUCUUUUCCACAUGCGUGCAAAUCCUGGAAGGAUUCGAGGAUUGUCAGAGCAACGAGAUCAUAGAGCGAUAUCUGUGGCACGUGGACAAUCACAUUCCGUGGGAUGCGUUGAUUUAUACACUAUAUGAGCUCCGGACUCGCAGCGAUGAAGAAGAAACUAAGAGAUCGUGGGUCCUCAUUGACAGGAUAUACAGUCGGCAUUAUGACCAGAUGAGAAACAGGCCCAAAACCCCUCUUCACAUUGCAGUGCAGGGGCUGAUUUUGAAGGCCUGGAAGUCCCAUUCCGAGGAGCGUACUCGACGCAAUCGCUCUAUGUUGCCCCGUCCUCAUAUCGUUUCGGUGUUGUCUGAAAGAUCGGAGAGAGGCACUUCAUCACAUCAGCCGAGGUCUGAACCCAGUGUGUCAGAAUCAGGGACCCCACGAGGACGCACUACACAGGAUAUCACACCCGGUAACGUUGGGAUGCUGGAUCCCCUUAAUAAUCUUGACCUCAGCCCCUUAGAUUGGAGCCAGUGGGAUGAUCUUCUGGAGAAUUUCCAGCUAGAGUUCACAAACAACGAAUUAUUCUCGACGGAUGCUCUCUGA
Aspergillus oryzae RIB40 is the source of this 2118-nucleotide messenger RNA. RefSeq lists its product as uncharacterized. Lineage: Eukaryota; Fungi; Ascomycota; Eurotiomycetes; Eurotiales; Aspergillaceae. The record is from RefSeq and is a predicted model, not a curated record. Gene Ontology annotation, molecular function: DNA-binding transcription factor activity, RNA polymerase II-specific; zinc ion binding; DNA binding. The coding region runs from base 1 to 2118 and encodes 705 amino acids. The transcript is spliced from 4 exons. Gene Ontology annotation, biological process: regulation of DNA-templated transcription; DNA-templated transcription.